Glycine soja is the source of this 1046-nucleotide messenger RNA. RefSeq lists its product as uncharacterized. The record is from RefSeq and is a predicted model, not a curated record. The transcript is spliced from 2 exons. Lineage: Eukaryota; Viridiplantae; Streptophyta; Magnoliopsida; Fabales; Fabaceae. The coding region runs from base 297 to 788 and encodes 163 amino acids.
UUAAUAUGCUUCAUCGUCACAUAUCCUUGGUCAUAGAUUGUAACGCAAGGGUAGUUUGUUCAUUCCACACAUCAUACAAUCCAUGUAAUGCCAACCAGGAACCUAGAAAUUCUACCAAUUGUCCUCUCUGUCUCCCACUUCCAAUCAUAGUGUUAAUUUAAAAAAACUAUGUCUGUGCUACCUUAAAAAACCCUGUUAAAACCUCAAACACCAAACUCACUCAUUCAAAAGCUACUUCAUCAUCUUCCUUUCCUCCUUCACUACUACUACUACUACUCAUUCUCAAGUCUCUCAACAUGUCUAUGCGACACAGAUCUUUACUAGCCAUCUUUCUUGCUUUUGUUGGUGUUUUUCCUUUCUCAGUGGCAGCUUCAUAUUCUUCUAUCCAUGAACUUCUCCGAAGCCAUGGCCUACCAGCAGGGCUGUUCCCAGAGAGUGUAAAGUCAUACAAUUUGGACCAAAGUGGUCGUUUGGAGGUGAACUUGGAUGGUCCUUGCAUGACCAAGUAUGAAACAAGAGUGUUGUUUGAAACUGUUGUUCGUGCAAACCUUAGUUUUGGUCAGCUCAAGGGGUUGGAGGGUCUGUCUCAAGAAGAGCUUUUCCUAUGGUUACCAGUGAAGGAUAUCAUUGUGAAUGAUCCAUCUUCAGGUCUUAUUCUCAUUGACAUCGGUCUUGCACAUAAACAGCUCUCUUUGUCUCUCUUUGAAGAUCCCCCAGUUUGUAGAUCCCAAGGUCUUUCACUAAAUAUUGCUGGAAGGAAAAGCAUUGGAUUUCAAGACCAGAGAUGAAAGAUUGCUUGUUUAUCUGAAAAAAGACGGUUUCUUCUUUUCUCUUUCCAAUUUUGUUUUCUUUUGCCCUUUUCUUUUUUACUUUAAAAAUAAUUAUAUGGUGUAAUGUGCAUAGAUCCUAUGAGAGUUGUGAUUAAAUUAGAUAUCAGUUGAGGAAAAAAAAAAAGAAAAAGAAACUGAUAGCGGUAUUUAUUGUAUAAAAUCUUUGUGCAAUUUUGUUUGCUGCUUUUUUCUAAUGUUCAAGGCAAGUUAUGAUAA